Messenger RNA from Micromonas pusilla CCMP1545, 468 nucleotides. RefSeq lists its product as uncharacterized. Lineage: Eukaryota; Viridiplantae; Chlorophyta; Mamiellophyceae; Mamiellales; Mamiellaceae. The coding region runs from base 1 to 468 and encodes 155 amino acids. The record is from RefSeq and is a predicted model, not a curated record. The transcript has a single exon.
AUGGCCGCGCGCGUCGCGAGUCUCCGCUCCCCGCGAGCGACGACGCCGUCCACGCCCGCGCAGCCGAAGCCUUCCCCGUCGAGGAGCGCCAAGAGCCACGCGAGCUCGGGAUGGCCGAGCGCGCGGUCCGGGACCUCGUCCCCGCGGACGCUGGGCGACGACGACACGUACGAGACGACGCGAAUACUCGCGUGCCGGGGCGACCACUACGCGGUCUUGGACGUGACCGCGCGCGAGGGUCGGGAGAUGGACGCGGACGCUCUGAGGACGUCGUUCAACACGCUGCAGGCGAUGUUAGACUACGAAGUCGCGGGCGAAGACCGGGACGAGGCGAGGAGAGUGCUCAGGGAGUCGCACGACGUGCUCGCGAAUUCUUGGAGCCGGGCGAUGCACGAGGGGUGGGCGGGGAUGUUUGAGGGAUGCUGCGCGCGUAAAUCGCGGCGGCGACAGGCGGCGACGACGACGUAG